Castor canadensis (American beaver) is the source of this 1853-nucleotide messenger RNA. RefSeq names its product leucine rich repeat containing 15 (gene Lrrc15). Gene Ontology annotation, molecular function: protein binding. Gene Ontology annotation, cellular component: extracellular matrix. The record is from RefSeq and is a predicted model, not a curated record. Lineage: Eukaryota; Metazoa; Chordata; Mammalia; Rodentia; Castoridae.
GCCAUGCCACUGAAACAUUAUCUCCUUUUGCUGGUGGGCUGCCAGGCCUGGGCUGCAGGCUUGGCCUACUAUGGCUGCCCUAGCGAGUGUACCUGCUCCCGAGCCUCCCAGGUGGAGUGCACAGGGGCACGCAUCGUGGUGGUGCCCACCCCUCUGCCCUGGAAUGCCAUGAGCCUGCAGAUCCUCAACACACACAUCACUGAACUCAAUGAGUCACCGUUCCUCAACAUCUCAGCUCUUAUUGCCCUGAGGAUCGAGAAGAAUGAGCUGUCGCACAUCGUGCCUGGUGCCUUCCGCAACCUGGGUUCACUCCGUUACCUCAGUCUGGCCAAUAACAAGCUGCAGGUUCUGCCUAUUGGCCUCUUCCAGGGUCUGGAUAACCUUGAGUCCCUCCUUCUGUCCAGUAACCAGCUGGUGCAGAUCCAGCCAGCCCACUUUUCCCAGUGCAGCAACCUCAAGGAGCUGCAGCUGCAUGGCAACCAUCUGGAAUACGUCCCUGACGGUGCCUUCGACCACCUGGUGGGACUCACCAAGCUCAAUCUGGGCAAGAACAGCCUCACUCACCUGUCACCCAGGGUCUUCCAACACCUGGGCAACCUCCAGGUUCUCCGGCUAUAUGAGAACAGGCUCUCGGACAUCCCCAUGGGCACUUUCGAUGGGUUGGGCAACCUCCAGGAGCUGGCCCUCCAGCAGAACCAGAUCGGUGUGCUCUCCCCUGGCCUCUUCCACAACAACCGCAACCUGCAGAGACUCUAUCUGUCCAAUAACCACAUCUCGCAGCUGCCCCCCGGCAUCUUUAUGCAGCUGCCCCAGCUCAACCGGCUCACACUCUUCGGGAAUUCCUUGAAGGAGCUCUCCCCUGGCAUCUUUGGGCCUAUGCACAACCUGCGGGAGCUUUGGCUCUAUGACAACCACAUCACUGCUCUGCCUGACAACAUCUUCAGCAACCUCCACCAGUUGCAGGUCCUGAUCUUAAGUCGAAACCAAAUCACCUUUAUUUCGCCAGGCGCCUUCAAUGGGCUGUCAGAGCUUCGAGAGCUGUCUCUCCACACCAAUGAGCUGCAGGACCUGGAUGGGAAUGUCUUCCGUAUGCUGGCCAACCUGCAGAACAUCUCCCUACAGAACAAUCGUCUCAGACAGCUCCCUGGAAACAUUUUUGCCAAUGUCAAUGGCCUCAUGACUAUUCAGCUGCAGAACAACCAGCUGGAGAACCUGCCCGUGGGCAUCUUCGAUCACUUGGGGAAUCUGUGUGAGCUGCGACUUUAUGACAACCCCUGGAGAUGUGACUCAGACAUCCUUCCACUCCGCGGCUGGCUCCUGCUCAACAAGGCCAGGUUAGGUACUGACACUCUCCCGGUGUGUUCCAGCCCAGCCAAUGUCCGAGGGCAGUCCAUCAUCAUCAUCAAUGUCAAUGCCCCCAUGCCCAGCGUCCAGGCCCCGGCAAUCCCUGAAGUGCCCAGCUAUCCAGAGACACCAUGGUACCCAGACACCUCCAGCUACCCUGACACCCCCAGCUACUCUGACACCACAUCUAUCUCCUCUACCACUGAGAUCACUAGCUCUGUGGAAGACAUCACUGAUCUGACCACCAUCGAGGCCACCGAUGACCGCAACACAUGGGGCAUGACCCGGGCCCAGAGCGGGCUGGCCAUUGCUGCCAUUGUCAUUGGCGUCAUUGCCUUGGCCUGCUCGCUAGCUGCCUGCAUCUGCUGCUGCUGCUGCAAGAAAAGAAGCCAGGCGGUCUUGAUGCAGAUGAAGGCUCCCAAUGAGUGUUAGGGAGGCAGGCUGGAGCAGGGCUUGGGAAGGGUGAGACUGGAGGGCCUGGGAAUGUGGACUUUCAGACUCCAUCCCUG